This is a messenger RNA of Sipha flava (yellow sugarcane aphid), 906 nucleotides long. RefSeq names its product calcium-transporting ATPase type 2C member 1-like. The transcript is spliced from 4 exons. Lineage: Eukaryota; Metazoa; Arthropoda; Insecta; Hemiptera; Aphididae. The record is from RefSeq and is a predicted model, not a curated record. The coding region runs from base 222 to 419 and encodes 65 amino acids.
AAAAUGUUGUAUGUGGUAAAUCCAAAAUCAAAGUAAGUGUUAUAACUCAAACUUCAAAACUGAAAUUAAAAAAACGUUCAUAAUAAAUAUACAAAAAUAAAAAAUAAAAUCAGCCGUUUUCUUUAUUUCGAUGAAAUAUACAAUAGUAUUGUACAUUUUUUUGGAUAUUCAAUGGAGAUACAUUGCAAGGGCAACCUGAAGGAGUUCUUUUAGUAGUAGCUAUGAAGAAUAAAAUUUAUGGUGUCAGUGACAAAUAUAUAAAACAUCAAGAAUAUCCAUUUAGUUCCGAACAAAAACUUAUGGCUGUAAAAUGCAUAAAUAAAUAUGAUGAUGCUUUACAGGCAAAUGGAAAUGUGGUUGGUAUGACAGGUGAUGGAAUUAAUGAUAGUGGAGCAUUAAAAAAGCUGAUAUUAGCAUAGCUAUGGAUAUAAAUGGAACUAUGUGCAAAGAAGCAUCAGACACGAUACUAGUUGAUGAUGAUUUUCAAACAAUUGUAGCUGCUAUUGAAGAAGGAAAAGGAAUACUUUUUAACAUUAAGAAUUUUGUCAAAUUUCAACUUAGUACUAAUAUUGCUGCAUUAUCUUUAAUUGCCCUAGCAACCAUUUUUACAAUACCUAAUCCUCUAAAUGCUAUGCAAAUAUUAUAAAUGAAUAUAAUUAUGGAUGGACCACCUGUUCAGAGAAAUAUGUUUCCGAAUGCCCUACUCUCAUUCGGAUGUAUCACGCAGAAUUUUACCACAUAACCGAACGCAUGUGUAAGCGGAAAUAUUUCAAGAAUACAUAUUAGUCGGAUCAUGUGAAAAUUCGUGUGGAAAAGCUAUCAAUAGUCAUUCACUUCAGAUUAGCGACUUUUAUGAAUUAAAAAUUCUUUAUUUUACUAGUACAAUAUAUUAAUACAUAAAAUAAA